This is a messenger RNA of Dreissena polymorpha, 9460 nucleotides long. RefSeq lists its product as uncharacterized. The record is from RefSeq and is a predicted model, not a curated record. NCBI's taxonomy places the organism in Eukaryota, Metazoa, Mollusca, Bivalvia, Myida, Dreissenidae. The coding region runs from base 372 to 1835 and encodes 487 amino acids. The transcript has 13 exons. Gene Ontology annotation, molecular function: protein binding; zinc ion binding.
CUAUCAUACUGAACUACAUUCAAAGGCUUAUAUGGUUUCUGUUCAGUUGGAUGUUCCUUACAGCUUGACUGUAUUUAAUAGCAUUAAAAGUGUGGGUUUUCUGGGAUAUUAAUUGUAAGAAAUAUACAUUAACAUUAAUAUAUCUAUUGAUUUAAUGUAAUAAAAUUUUAUUUGUUGAACUUUUAUAAUCAAAAUGGCGGCUAAAUAUUAUUGUUGUACAAUCUGCAAGGACGAGCAGUCUGUAGAAAUAGAUGCAGAUUUUUACUGUAAAACAUGUCUUAAAUACUUCUGCAAAAGAUGUAUAAACUCCCACAGCUAGACAGCAUGGUUGGUUGUUUUUCAAAAAAUCUCCUUAUGGAAAGGAUAAAAUAAUGAAGUGGCCUCUUUCUAAGAAGAUGGAGACUUCUCUUUUAACAUGCGCCAUACACAAGGUUGAACAGUUAACAAUGUACUGUCCGGACCACAGUCAGCUGUGCUGCUCAAGAUGUGUUGAGCUUAAUCACAGACUAUGCGUACAAGUAACUCCAUUACCUCAGGCUGCCGGAGGGAAGUCAACCAACUUCAAGAACCUGUCUGUCAGCACGGAAAAUACUCUUUCACAACUGAAACAAUGUCAGACGUAUCAGGAGGACAGAAUCAAGUCUCUUAAGGUUUCAUACAAAGAACAUGAGAGGCUUAUUGUGGAUGGUUUGCGUGUGAAUAUAGUAUCAUAUUUACGCGAAUGUGAAACCAGCACAGUUAAUACAACACAUAAACAUAUGCAAUACCCAAUCAGUGAAAUGCGUGAGGAAAUCAAAUAUUUAUUAGCAGAUUUUGAGAAAAGCACUAUUAAGGAGAAGAAAGAAGAGCUAAACCUGAAACAAGCUCCUCUCAAGGUUGUGAGAAACAGCUGCAUUAGACUUCACUAUGAAUUGUUCCAUCUCCAUGUAGCCAUACCGAAAGUACUGGGUAAAGAACUCUCUUUUAUUGCCAGUAAAAAAUGUCUGGAAAAUAUACAACAAUCUGAUAUAUUUUUAAAAGAGAACGUUUUAAACAAGGUUUUCACUGUGAAUGGGAAGUCUGUGCACCAUGUGAAAAUGCCAAGUGAAUCAGACACAUGCUUUAUCACAGCAGUAUGUGCUCUCCCAAAUGGACAGGUCCUGGUUGCAGACUACUUUAAUAAGAGAGUAAAGCUUCUGAACCAGCAGUACCAUGUGGUGAGUCACUUGGAUUUCAGGGAUGCAUAUAAGCAACUGGACUCCGACAUGUGUCUUAUCACACCCACUGAGGUUGCAGUGGCUAUGGAUGAUGAGGUCCAGUUUAUCACAGUAAGCCAGAGCCAGCUUGCCAAAGGCAGGAAGCUUAAGUUACAACAUAGUUGUAAUGCUAUUGCCUACCUUCAUGAUGACCUAUAUAUCUGCUCUGAUACUGCCCUGUACAAGUACAGAUUGAGUGGCAAACAGGUCUGCAGACUGUAUGAAGAUACAUCAGCUUAUAAAACAGUAUACAAGUGUGCUGUGAGUCCCACAGGGGACAGGCUGUACAUCACCAGCUACAUGGAGGACAAGCUUCUCACCCUGGCCAGGGAUGGCACACUCCUGGCUACAUACACAGACCCAGCACUAGGUGACCUAUAUGGUCUACAUGUGACCCCUGCAGGCCAGGUGCUGGUCUGUGGAUACUGUCCCGGCACUAUACUACAGGUGGGCUGGGAGGGGCAGAGUAAGCUGGCUACUCUUGUUACUGUGGAGGAUGGAGUGAGGAGGCUACGGUCAGUCUGCUACAGCAGCACCACAUCCUCCAUCAUUGUGGGACAGAAGUUGAACGACACCAUCCUGGUGUUCAGAGUGGAAUAGUGUGUACAUUUGCUGCUGAUUCAGGACAAGGAUGCUGAGGAUGUGGUGGACAAGGAUGACCUGAAUACACAAAAGCUACUGCUCAGCAAAGAAUACAACUGUCUGGUGAAAGGCUCGACCGUAUCAAAGUCCAGUGAUGUCGGGGUAUGUGGCCGUUCCAUGUCUGGGGAUUGCAUUUUAGCCGACACUAACAAGGGAGAGAACUGAAGAUCUGCACCUGCAAAGAGCACCAGCCUUGAUAUAGAGUUGGUACGGCAACGACACAAGUCGGGCCCGCUGGAGCCCCAGUCCAGCACGACCCCUCCCCUGACCCCUAGCUCCUCCCAUUUGACCUCCGGCAUCAAAGAGUCAGCAUUGUUAAACAAUUCCACCCCAUAGCAAUUUUCUGAGCACAUAGAGUGUUCGCACAUUUUUCUCAACAACCGCAAUGUCCGUGUUGAGUGAUCCGCACUUGAGCCCUAAUUGGUUUGAUAGACUCGAGUAUCGGAGGUGGUAGAAGUGUUACAGACAUAAGAAGUUAUUGCAGCAGUUAUGGUAACACUAACAGUCAGCUCUCGCUGUUGGACAUUACAAUGAAUAUUACGAAAAAUACAAAGCUGGAUAACUCAUUGCAUUCUUUUUGGGACAAACAGAACUGCAGCAAAGAACAGGAGAAAAUCACGGAAUGUUUGAAGAGUUUAAGUCAGAAGCGUAAGCCUUCCACCGGGGAUACUCCUGGAUGGUCUUAAUUUAAGGGACAGUCCAGGUUUGUCCUCUCAGGUGUCCAAACUAUCCAAAGAGAAUGCAUUUAUUUUUGACGCAGUUGCUAACAAAGAAAGGCAGUACCGACUUCGUUGUGAACAGUCAAGCAUGGUACAUCACUGGAGCAUGCCUCAGACGGGAAUUCCAUCUACAACAAGGUGCUAAAGGUGAACCCAUCAGGGUGUGUUACUAUCCACUUCAAGACCAAACAGCCUCACAUUGAUUCGACGAUAAAGAAGGCGUUGAAAAAUGACAGCAGUUUUGAUGUGUCAUCCAGUUCGCUCUUCGACUCUCAACCCAACGUUAGUAAGAACCCGAACUCAGCAUUUAGCGUUAUCAGUGAGGCUCGAAGGUCAUCUCUGCUUCUUGAGCAUCAGAUAAAACUAUAAGCCAACCAGACGAACAUCGUUGAAUCAUUUUGCACAUAUACUAAAACUCGCUCAAGAAAUUCAGCACGUCACUUAUGAACAUCUUCUCGCAAGGCGGCUACAUCAACACUUCUAACAGCUGAGCCUUGGUGAGCUCCACUCCUGUCCCGAUGAGUCGCUCGAGGGGAAACAAUCUGAUCCACAGAUAGAGCAGACGCUGAGUGACUCGUCUGUUAACGUGACUGACCUCCAUAUGUUGCUCUCUAAUAAUGUGAACCUGCCUGAGGAGCAGUGUUGUCCUACAUUCCCGGUUCAGGGUGGGGACUUUGGGGAUGAGACUCACACAAUCUCUGUCUAUGGCCCUAUGGUAGCAGCAGCAGCAACAAAAACAGGAAGUAUUUCAGCUGCACACUGAGAAAACAGGGCUUAAUGCAUGUGCCUAAAGUGUUGUCCCAGAUAAAGGUGUUAAGUCUGCCCAAGCUAAUUUGUGACCACACUUUCCGAAAUAUGCCUUAAAACAAAGAAUUCCAUAAAAGCUGAAAGUGUCGUGGCUGAUUAGUUUGUGCAGACUGUACAGGCAAAUCUGGAACAACUCUUUACGCUAUAAAUGCAUUUAGCCCAGUUUUUAAAGAGUUUAGAGUUGCACAUUUAGUUCACGUUACAUCAGCUUUUUUCUGACCUUUCUGUAGAAAAGUUCCUAUUACUGAUCAGGAAUUUUGUGUUUUUAAAUUGGUCAAACUGAUUAAAUAAAUACAUAUAGGAGUUGAUUUGAUAUCAGUUUUAAUCAUAAAGGGUCAGGGCAUAUUUUCAUACAUUUUUGUGCCAAAAUUCAGCCUCUAAACCAAAAGGUUUUUGUUUUGUUUUUCACAUGUAUAUUAACAAAAUUCCCCUUUCAUAAAUUAAAGAAAAUACCUAUUAAAUGCUGGUUAAUUUAAAUUAAACAAUUAUUGAAAUGCAGUCAACAUUCUAUGAAAUAAUUAUCUGCAUUUAUUUUUAAAUAAGGAUAUCUUUAAAUUAAAAUUAACCACCUGUCCAAGUUUUAAGUAUACAAAUAUGCCGCUGGAGUAAGAAUAUGCCCUGAAGAUAUUUAUUCAUUAUACCCCCGUGAUGAUUGGGGUAUAUAGGAAUCACCUUGGAUGGAUGUCUGUCGGUCUUUGUAAAUGUCUGUGGCCUGUGGGUGUUCACUUACAAAUUCAACGUUCAGCAUUCAAACUUUCAGGUAUUUUCAUUCUCAGAUGAAGUUGUGCAUCUACAUUUUGUAUCAUAUUUCACUGAAAAUUACAACACUUAGACAAUCUAUAACAUCAUGCGACAUAUUAUGACUUGCAGAAUUGGAUGAUAGUUUGCGUCACAAUGGUUACAACUUUUUGUUUGACUAGAAAGCAAUGAUACCUUUUUAGCUUAUAGUAUUUGUAUACAUAUUAGAAGAUGUAGUUUUUUCUAACAAUUAAAAAACACAACAUAUUUUGCUUUGGGAUAUAGUCAGCCACAUAACUUGUUAAUUGAAUGGUCAUGAAAUAAUUGUUAUGUCCAUUUUCUCAAUGAUUAUAGUAUGGCAUUUGUCAGUUACUGGCAUAAGUAUAUGCACUAAGUUGAUCCAGGAAAAGGUUAAUUUAAUGACCACACUGCUACGACUAAAAUGCAUUUUUAUUUGUGUAGAGAUCUAUUAAAAUAUGAUAAAAUUCCUGGAUUUUCUAGAGUUUCCAGUUCCUGCAGGACCCCAUACAAUUACACAUCUUUACACAGCUGAACAACAACAGGCCCUGUGGUCAGUUGGGCUCCCACAUCCAUGGACAAUGCCUUGGUAAAGGCGUCAAGCUCUUGGGUCAGGAAUUUUGGGCAAAGCUCCUACCCCCAGGGUACAGCCAGUCUAACCAUGGGACUCCAAACUUCACUGCUUAGAGGCCAAGACCACCUCAUCUACAAGGGGCCUUUCCCUCACAAGUUCAGGCCCAGAGAACCAUGUUACCCAACUCCAGCUCAGGCACUACAUCUCAACAGGAAAACAUGUCAAUUUACAAAGCACCCUUCCCUGAAAAUCUGGCCAAGCUAAUAAACAAUGUGAAUGCAUCAACGUGACCCUUCAGAGAAACAGGAUUCCAGGCCGAAUGUCAAACCGUCUGGGCUCCAGCAGCAGCCUCAGCCGUGGGGGUCAGGUUCAUGAUGCACCUAUGCUCUCAAUGCUCUCUGAACAUCUUAAUCUCACAGCAACAGUGGAUAACAUGCCCUUCAAGUUGGGGAUGGUUGAGGGUCUCCCAAAACCACCCAGUGCCUUGCGAUGAAAACCUCCAACAGGACUGUGACCUUGCCCUUGGACUCACCUAAUGGUCAGGUUCAAGGUCACAUGGGCUUAGAUAGUCACUGCAGUAAAAAAGUGUAUGGUUUUAAAGUAAAGAAGACUUCACAACAUGACAUCCGAGACUGCAGGGACGAAAUGACUCACGUCAGCAGAGGAAGCCAAGACACAAUACGAGAAUUUCCAGCGGCUUACCUGCUUAAAACCUGGGUAGCAGAGCAAUGAGUAUGUCCCAGGAGCAUUUGCAGUAAUCGUCCUAGAUUAUGAGAUUCCCAUGCUCCACAACCCUAAGUCUAUGAACAUCAUGCAGAGCGAACCUUGGACGUCCCUUGACAAAAUCAAACCAGCAAAUCAGAAGGACAGCCUGCUGCUACCGUUGUUAUCAUAUUAACCCCAUACCGAAGAAGCUCAGAGAUAUAAAUGCUGUUUAAGAUGUGCUAGUCUCUGCAUACCCAUGUCUGGUGUGAACAUGUACAAUUGAAGGUCUCUACAUACCCCAUGUCUGGUGUGAACAUGUACAAUUGAAGGUCUCUACAUACCCAAUGUCGGGUGUGAACAUGUACAAUUGAAGGUCUCUACAUACCCCAUGUCGGGUGUGAACAUGUACAAUUGAAGGUCUCUACAUACCCCAUGUCUGGUGUGAACAUGUAUAAUUGAAGGUCUCUACAUACCCCAUGUCGGGUGUGAACAUGUACAAUUGAAGGUCUCUACAUACCCCAUGUCUGGUGUGAACAUGUAUAAUUGAAGGUCUCUACAUACCCCAUGUCUGGUGUGAACAUGUACAAUUGCAGGUCUCUGCAUACCCCAUGUCGGGUGUGAACAUGUACAAUUGAAGGUCUCUACAUACUCCUUGUCUGGUGUGAACAUGUACAAUUGAAUGUCUCUCUAUAUACCUCAUGUCUGGUGUGAACAUGUACAAUUGAAGGUCUCUACAUACCACAUGUCUGGUGUGAACAUGUACAAUUAAAGGUCUCUACGUACCCCAUGUCCGGUGUGAACAUGUACAAUUGAAGGUCUCUACAUACCCCAUGUCUGGUGUGAACAUGUACAAUUGAAGGUAUCUACAUACCCCGUGUCCGGUGUGAACAUGUACAAUUGAAGGUCUCAUCUUUGAAAUUGGGACAGGUGGAAAAUUAAUGAAUUGAUGCAGACAGAAGUCGCAUAAUGACAAAUCACAACAAAAAGUGGAAAUCCAGACAGUCUUGUGGCCAGCCAUGUUCUUAUGUGACCAUCCAAGUUGUGUUUAAAGAAAACAAUAGUUCAUGUUUUAUUGGAACUAUGAUGCUGAUAGUCAUUUUCUGUAUAAGGCUUUUAUGAACUAUAUUUAAAUACUCAGUAUAAUAAGAUUAAGAUUACGUGAUAAAAGCAAUAAUGAACAAUAUAAUUUUAAGAGCAAAAUUAGCAAGUCUAUCCAAUUACUGUGUCUGUAUUAUGAAAUUUUAUUUUGGAAAUGUUAAGGAAAAUAUAAUGUUACUAAAUAUAUGUCUAUUAAUGCUGAUUUUAACAUUUGUCAAAGCUGUUUAAAUGAUGCUGGUAACUUUGACAAAAUUGAAAGAAAAUGUAUUCUUUUCAUGUAAUGAGACAUGCUUGAGUUUUUUUUUGGCUUUAUGUGUAAUAUAGAGGUGGUAGUUACACACAUUGUUUACACCGGUGGAUAAUUUUAAAGUUAAGGCUUUGAUACUCUUACGUGUGCCCAUUGGUGUCAGGUGUUUUUGUCAAGCAUCUUGUUUAUUAUCUUAGUAUUUCAAGACAAUAUUGAUUAAUUUUAGACAAAAUCAUUUAAUCUUCCUUAAAUUGUCUAUUCUGUAUUUACUUCCAGUUAUUUAUUAAUUUGCUUAAACAUGAUUGAAGAAUGACUUGUUUGUUGCUUAAAAUGCUUUGAGCAUUUAAAAACGAAAAUAUAAGAUGUGGAAAUAAUGUCUAAAGUUAUGAUAAUUAUUUUUUGUUUUUGUAAAGUUAAUUAUGCUUUAUAUGUUUGUGUAUAGACAUUUAGACGACCAGAUUAACCUGACCAAGAAUUCUUGAUCAAUGUGUAUAUCCGUCACUUCAUUUGUCAUUUGUAUAUAGAGCGAUUGCGAAAUGAUCGUAUUGUUAAUGAAAAUCAUGCGUUUAUUGUUGCCAUUUUGAUUUUCGCUGUUAACAUGUAUUUGUACAAACAAUUUUCAUCAUGUACAUCUUUUAGAUGCCAGAUAAUAAAAACAAACAUUGCUUGUGGAGAUGCUCAUUUAAAACUUUCUUAAUGAUACAGAACAACACAUUCUGAAGAGGCUAAUAAAUUAUGCUUUAGGCAAAAGGAACAUCUUGUUAUUAGUAUAUGUACUGCGUUUCAUUAAAUAAAGUCAAGCAACUAUUGAAAUAUUGGUAUAACUUUGUUUUGCAUUAUCUUAAGAACAAUUAAUAUAUACUACUUGGAAAUCAGUCAAUUGCAAAUCAAGCGAGAGUGAUUUAACAUGCUAACACUUGUCAAUAAUUGAAUUGUCUCUCUUUGUACGUAAGAUAUAGGGAUGUUGUUGCUUGAAAAACAAAGUUGUAUCCGUUGUUAGAUAAUGCUUUUGUUCAUCUCUCAACAUAACAUGAGUACAUUCAUACAGUUAUUAAACAUAUGACACUCUUUAUUCUCAGCCAUCAGUUUGUAUUGGGAUUUUGUAGAAUACUUACUAAACUAAUAUACGUCUGUUUAAUGAAUUAAUAGCUAUGGUACAAUAUGAUACUAAGCGUUACAAAACAUGUGUAAUAAAAAUAUAAUGUCAUUUAUUUGAAAUCAUAAAAUUUAGUUGUCCAUACAAUGCUUACAGUUUUGCAAAUGUGAUGAUAAAGGAAAUGUUCUGCUCAAAAUGUCUUUUUAAGACAUGUGAAAAUUGUAGCAAUCAUAUUGUACUUGUAUUUAUAUUAUACAUGAUAAGAAUUUACUUACAGAUGAUGAUAGCGGCAGUUUACUAUUUGUGUUACAGUUUGUUUCACUCGACCAUUAGACCAUAUUUCCUUAAAAAUGUGAUUGUUUAUAUUGAACUUUAUUUGAAUGCAUGAAACACAAUUGUUCUAUUACUUAACAGCUGAAAAUAGCUUGAUGUUUGUAAAAUUGUAUGAAAUGUUUCAAAUAAAUCAUAUUGAUUACAUAGAAAAUAAAAUUACAUUUUGCGUUACUUUGAAUGCAUAACAAACAAUUGUUACCAUACAAUCAUAUUAGUAUUGAACUUAAUUAAUACUUUUAGAUGCAAUUUUUACAAUAAUGUGUUAAUAUUGUCAUCCAUUCCAAAUAAGCAUUUUGCAUUCGUAAAUAUAGGGUGUAUAUAAACUGCUUAGAUGCCUUUUUUAAAUUGCUUGUGUACGUCAUAUUGAUUAAAGACUCUUAUUUAUUGCAUAUUUGUGUGUACCUAUGUCUUACUUAUCUCUUGAUUGUCCUUAAAUUACUGCAAAUAGUAUUUUAAUAAUGUUAAAAUAUUUAUCUAAACUAUAACCAGGUUAUCUGUUAAUUUUAGUUUCAUACAUUGUAUUGUCUAGCUAAUUAAAUUGAAGUGGCUAUAUUCUCGCCAACAUGCAUUGUGGGUGUAUGGUUUAGACAAAGCACAUUACACAACUCAUGUUGUUUUUCUCCAUCAUUAAUAACCAAUGUUUAUUCCGUAGAGGUCGCAUUAUACUAAAUAUUUCAGUUGUGCAAUGCUUUGCUCUCUUAAUAAAUCAGCACUAUUUAUUGAUUUUUUAUAUGGGCACUUCCUAUGACUUUAUUCGUGAAUAUUUCUUUGAAUGUGCGGUAGGGAAAACAUUGUUUGCUUGAAGGUUAGAAACUUAAUGUUGACAUCUUGAAAGAUGGCAGUAAACAUUUAACUGCAGAGUAGCUGUGAAAAGAUGUAUGUUAAACAAUGUAAGACAGAAGUCCACGCAAGAUAUGUCAUGCAUGCGAUAUGCAUGAACUAUCUUUUAAAAAUAAUUUGGAUCUGAAUUAUCUUUAACAAAUGGUAUGGUUAUGAGGGUCUCUAUGUGCAAAAUGUUGCAUUUAUUUAGUGUACAAGUUAUUGCUUAAACAUUGAAUUUGUUAUGGAAAUAAUAUAGUUUAUGUGACUUAAAGAGAUAUACAUGUUUAUGUUAGUGAUGUGUUUUUGCUGAUCCAAGUCUGUUCCUGCACACUAUUUAAAGUAGAUAACUACAAGUUAUCUCAUUUAAAUGGGAAAAGUAUUGUACUGUGAAAAAGUGUUGCGAGUUCAAAUAAAAAUACUAUGAAC